Molecule: messenger RNA, 2802 nt
Organism: Giardia duodenalis
Lineage: Eukaryota; Fornicata; Diplomonadida; Hexamitidae
Product: Ankyrin repeat protein 1
Exons: 1
Coding region: 1-2802 (933 amino acids)
Molecular function (GO): protein binding
Source: RefSeq, a predicted model, not a curated record
AUGAUUUCCGUAUGGUUCGGAGCCGCUCAGCGCGGAGAUGUAGCUGUCAUUAAAGAACUCUUGCAGGUGCAUGUUCGAACGGUUGAGGAAAAUGGGAAUACAGCCCUUAUGCUUGCAACCCGCAACGGGCAUUCCAAUAUCUGUCAAAUCCUAUCUUCGUAUGAAGCAGGAAUGCGCAACACUGAGGGAAUGACGGCCCUGAUGAUGGCUGCAGUUGCAAAUAACGCAGAGCUUUGUGACAUUCUUGCUCCAUUAGAGUGGCCGCUAACUCUUUCAGAUGGAAAAGACGCUCUCAUUUUAGCGGCAGAGCUAGGAAACGCCUAUGCCCUCACGGUGCUCUCUGCCCAUGCCGAUCUUAUCCAGGAUGCUUCUGGACAUACUGCACUAGAUUAUGCUGCCCUGCACGACAAUAUUGCAUGUGUCAGGACCAUAGUAGAAACACAGAGGUUAUCGACGGGCCAAAUAGACUCCGCUAUUGAAAAAGCAGAACGGACUAAGAGCACUAGUGUCGUUGACUAUCUAGUAACCACUCGACUAGCAAUGAAGAGCAAAUCGAAGGACGAGACAGACGUCAAGAUACGAGAGUUGGAGCGUGCUGUUGCUUCUUUGCAACUCUGUUUUGCAGAGCGAGAGAACCGCGAAUUUGGUGUACCAAGGUCUGAUGCAGCGUGCACAGGUAACUUACCCCCGCGUUCACUUUCUCAACUGGCUGCGCCAAAAAGCUCUAUUCCAGAGACAGAUAUUAAACUGACAGAACUAUUAGAGGAAAACAAAAGGCUCAAGAAGCGGCUAGCAGCAUCAAUGGACCAAUCCACAUCGAUAGCAUCUCAAGUAGUUUCAGGCAAUGAAUCCGACGAGGUAAAGCUUUUGUACAAGGAGUUAGAGUCAGCGGCGACCAUUAUGAGGGACUAUGAGGCGCGCAUCGAUGACCUCACUUCAACGUUGAGAGAGCGUGAUAUGACAAUACUUCAGCUGCGCACCUCCCAACUCCGGUUAGUGUCUGCAGAUCCAGUUGCUGCAGAGGCAAAUUUCUUCUCUUCUGGACUUGACUCUUUUCACAGUUCUACAAGAAGUGGAAAACCUCUCGAGACUCCUAAGAAGCGUGCAUUUUCUGCUAUUAAAAAGUCAUUCUGUGGAUCAGGACGUGAUGGCCGCUCUCGGUCACGUUCAAAAUCUGUAAGAGGAAGCUCUCUUAUUCUAGACGAUGGCUGCCAUAAUGCCUCCCUUGGUACUGAUUGCACUGGCCGUGCAUCAUGCACGAUCUGUGGAUCCACAAAACUCAUGACCAUUAUUGAUAACCUCAAGCUUACAGUCUCAGAGUACGAAUCAAUACAGGCUUGUAUGCAGGCGCAAGUGGAUGAAAUAACUAGAUUGACUGAUGAAUUGAACGGAUAUCAUAAUGUUAAUAUUUGUAGCAACAUGCCUUCACCGACUAACUCUCAUUACCAAAUGGCUUUGCAGCAACCAGCAUCAAACACGUGUUCUCAACAAACAGUCUUAGACAUGGAAGCACUAGACACUCUUCUCGUCAAUCUUGAUUUGUCUAACACAGAAGAAAAAAAGGCAAUGAAUCUAUGGAACAUCGUGUUUCAGAAAACACUAGAGCUCACAUCGGACGAUACAAGGAAAAUGGUUGUCAGAAAUUUACUCAUAGCAUUAAAUAAGGACCUAGUUAAGUGCACUCAAUCCUCAGUAGGAUCACUGGACAAUGAGUCUGACCAGCAGCUAACGUGUCAGUGCUUUAAAAGACAACAAGCAUUCCUUCCUCUCUUUGGAUAUCUACCCGAUCAAUACAUAAGGUACAUUACUAACCUAUACCAGUACGCACAGAGUUUGGAAAAGCUAACUACACAGAGUAGUAAGAGCUGUACAACGUCGGCAGUCUCCGACACUUUAAGAGAAUGCCAGCAAGAACACCCGGACGAAGCAUCCAACUUGCAGAUAAAAGACGAUCUCUUUGACGGCAGAAACUCCUUGGAAAUCUCAUCUCUCAAGGACAAGGUUAGAUUUGCAGACGCAGAAGCCGUAGUACUUGACGAGUCCAUCAGUCACAGCCUGAGCAUGCCUACAUUACUUGCUGAUAACACACAGACAUCAACCUUUGCUGUUGCACACGCACGACCCACCACACCUGCUUCAGUUAUCCAACCAGAGGACUCCGUUGAUACAUUAGCGGGAAGCCUGCCCAAUAUACUCGACGGGAUGACAGAUGAUGAUUACAACCCAUUGAUGCGCGCUAUCAAAACGAAUAAUCUCCGUGAGAUAGGCACAACUCUACGUUACGCCGGUGAGAGUUUAUCAGAUGGUAGUACAGCUCUUAUGUUGGCGGCAGAACACAACUGUAUCGUUGCUGUUAAGUACUUACUUUCUGUAGAAGCAAAAAGGGUGCGGUCAGAUGGGAAGGUCGCCUUGGAUAUAGCUUUAGAGAAGGGGCAUUAUAAGAUAGCUGAGCUAUUGAGCGCAGAGUGCCUAGAUGUUUCCGCAUACUCCCGAGAAUCCGGACGCGUAACUGAAUUAAUGACUGCCGUCUUGGACGGCGACAUGAAGCUCGCGUGGAGUUUGAUCCCCCUACAGGCUGGUCUUCAAGACGAAGAGGGGAGGACCGCGCUAAUGUACGCUAUAACCGAGGGGAAAAUGAAUAUGGUACAAAUGCUUAUCCCUUACGAACACGGGAUUAUAGACAAAGAAGGCCGGAACAUACACGACUUUAUAAAGCUCUUCAUCAAUGAUCGCUCACUCAUAAGCCAACUGGAGACAUCCCUACUCCGUUGUUCUUUGCGCACAAAUUCUCGAGUGCAAUAG